Messenger RNA from Cuscuta europaea, 860 nucleotides. The record is from the annotation of a GenBank genome assembly. Lineage: Eukaryota; Viridiplantae; Streptophyta; Magnoliopsida; Solanales; Convolvulaceae.
UUUACUGUAAAGUGCUGCCGAAGCUGAGCGUGAGACAAUCAGUAAUCAUUUUCCAGCUGACCUACCAUUUCUAUGCCAUAAGGCUUGUUGCAAAUGGCGGGAGAUGUUGCCUCUUUAUCGUCCUCCUCCGGAGUGACGGAGAGGAGAGGAAUUCCGGCGGCGGUCUUCGUCGAAGAUGUUCAGAUGUAUCUGAACGAUUCCGGCCUUGAUGUCAACUCAGCUCUCGCCUUCCUUCAAGAAAGACUUCAGCAAUACAGGGUGGUUGAAAUGAAGCUUUUGGCUCAGCAGAGAGAUCUUCAGGCAAAGAUUCCUGACAUUGAGAAAUGCUUAGAUAUUGUUGGCACUUUGCAAGCUAAGAAGGCCACUGGUGAGGCUCUAAUAGCUGAUUUUGAAGUGUCAGAAGGAAUUUAUUCCCGGGCUCAUAUAGAAGAUACAAAUUCUGUAUGCCUGUGGCUAGGAGCAAAUGUCAUGCUGGAGUAUUCAUUUGAUGAGGCCACUUCUCUUCUUCAGAAGAACUUGGAGAAUGCAAAAGCUAGCUUGGAGGUUCUUGUAGCUGAUCUCCAGUUUUUGAGGGACCAAGUGACAAUUUCUCAGGUCAUGACUGCUCGCAUAUACAACUGGGAUGUGCACCAACGUAGACUCAGACAAGCUUCUAUGCCCAAAGAGUCAUGAGGAUUGAAGGAGAGCUGUUUAGCUUCAUGUAUGAUGAAAACAAAUAUUUUUCCUUACAUAGCGUUCCCAGAAUUCUUCAUUUUCCAUUUUGCCAUCUGUAUCUUUUUGGGAAUAUGUAUCCCUUUUUAGAAAAGAGAUGCUAGUCAUUUUUGUUUUACUUAAUGUGAUCGACAAGUUAUUUGUUUGUG